Molecule: messenger RNA, 606 nt
Organism: Monodelphis domestica (gray short-tailed opossum)
Lineage: Eukaryota; Metazoa; Chordata; Mammalia; Didelphimorphia; Didelphidae
Gene: SNRPD1
Product: small nuclear ribonucleoprotein D1 polypeptide
Biological process (GO): spliceosomal snRNP assembly; RNA processing
Molecular function (GO): RNA binding
Source: RefSeq, a predicted model, not a curated record
UUUUCCUCCAGUAAGUGGAUUUUCUACUUCCGGUUCCCCCGGUGUAAGUGCUUCCGGCCAUUCAUUCCUUCUUCCCGUGUUAGCGCCGUAGUGGUCGUGGUUUUGCGGCCUAUCGGACCGAAAGGUUGGCGGCGCCGUGAAGGAUGAAGCUCGUGAGAUUUUUGAUGAAGUUGAGUCAUGAAACUGUAACCAUUGAAUUGAAGAAUGGAACGCAGGUGCAUGGAACAAUCACAGGUGUUGAUGUCAGCAUGAAUACACAUCUUAAAGCUGUGAAAAUGACCCUGAAGAACAGAGAGCCUGUACAGUUGGAAACACUGAGUAUUCGAGGAAAUAACAUUCGAUACUUCAUCCUCCCGGACAGCUUACCUCUGGAUACUUUGCUUGUGGAUGUUGAACCAAAGGUGAAGUCUAAGAAAAGAGAAGCUGUUGCAGGAAGAGGCCGAGGCCGGGGUAGAGGCCGAGGACGUGGUCGUGGCAGAGGAAGAGGGGGUCCCAGGCGAUAACUUCUUCCAUGAAUACUGUUAUGCAAUUCCACGAAAGUCACGAUAUUUUUUUGUACAGGUUUUGUUUACGAUGUCGGUUUUUAAUAAACACAAAUGUGGGAAA